AUGGCGCUCCCUUUACCGUCCGCCUCGGAAUUCCCCCACCAUGUUCUGCCUACGGCGGCCCACAGGGUGCGGUCGUCCCGCGUUAGCAUGGCCGUAGGCACGCCCGAGAGGAAAACGAGGAGGAAGAAGCAGACGAAGGAAGACAACCCCUCCUCUUCUUACUCCUCUUCGUCCACCUACCCUUCCAGUUCUCAGGUUUCGGUGUUGGAGAAGAGCCUGAGGUUCACGUUUAUGGAAGAGCUGAUGGAGCGCGCCCGGGCUGGUGAUGCGGCAGGUGUGUCGGAGGUGAUCUAUGACAUGAUCGCCGCGGGACUAAACCCCGGACCCCGCUCAUUCCACGGCCUCAUUGUCUCUCAAACGCUAUCCGGUGAUGACGAAGGGGCGGUAAUGUCUCAUGGUUUACGUGAAAUUACGUUAUUCUUUUAAUUCGAAGUUACUCCCAUAAAGUUCAGAGACUUCACAUUCCUUUCACUGCCCCGAUCUUGUAUCGCCCAAUAUAUCCGACGCACGUACUUGUGUAGUUACCUGAGACUUCAGCGAUGCAUUAGUCCACUAAUCCUCGAGGGAUCCUUGUGUCAAUACAUCAUUCUUUCUCAUAGAGCCGUUCUUUCUAGAUCCUCUCCUCCAUUUUCGGGAUUUUUGGAUUGUCUGGCCUGAACUAAGUUUUUUGUCUGCGAGUGAAAUAUCUCACUGAAAACAACCCAAAAAAAAAAAAGGUUUCGUGUGGAGGUUGCAGUAACGCUAGUUGAAUACUCAUUUUAUACGUUAUAAUGAUCUUUUCGCUCAUCUGAGACGUGCUAUGGAGGGGAGAGCAGGGACAGCUGAAACUCUUAAUUCACUUUCUACCACACAGUUUCCUAUAAGCUAUACGUGAGGUGUUUAGGUCCUCUUGAUCGUAUUCAUCCCAUGUACUGAUUUAGGAAAUUUACUAUUUCUUUGAGGAACACCAAAUUGAACUUUUUGACAGGAGGAUCUAUUCUGGCAGGUAAUCAUUGUAAUUUCGUCAUAUGUAGGACUGUCGAAUGUAUGUUUGAGAAACCUUAAUAUAGUCCUUGAAUUGGGAAGUUUAUUUAUUGGGUCUCCAUGUGCAUACCUUAGACUUAGCAAAGAUUGACUUUCUAAUGAAUACUACAUUAAUUUGCUUACAUGUGAGUUUCAGAACAUACUCAUGCUGGAGUACUAAAUGCAGAUGCAGUCACUGAGAAGGGAAUUGAGUGCAGGCUUACGUCCUACACAUGAAACAUUUGUUGCAUUGAUCCGGUUGUUUGGUUCUAAGGGCUAUGCAACUAGGGGCUUAGAGAUUCUCGCAGCAAUGGAAAAGUUAAAGUUUGAUAUUCGACAAGCUUGGCUUGUGCUUGUUGGUGUGAAAAUUUUCUAUAGCUCUUCAUUCAGAAGCUAUUCUUUUCUUAUUAAUUUCCAACAACUAAAGAAAUAUUUAUGGUGCUUUUAAUUCAGAGGAGCUCGUCAAGAAUAAGUACCUGGAUGAUGCCAAUCAAGUAUUUUUGAAAGGGGCCGAAGGAGGAUUAAGGGCGACUGAUGAAUUGUAUGAUCUCUUAAUUGAAGAAGACUGUAAAGCUGGGGAUCAUUCGAAUGCUUUGACUAUAGCAUACGAAAUGGAGGCUGCUGGAAGAAUGGCAACCACAUUUCAUUUUAAUUGUCUGCUUAGUGUACAGGUAAAAGCACCUUUUUUUGUCUUUAGUGAAUGCAUCAGUCUAGACAUUGUGAAAAACACUGCCAUUUUCUUUAAAAUUGACGGCUGUUUAGUCUUUGGUCAACUACAAUAUGGAGACGGCCGGAAUCAUAUUGUAUUUUUAUCUUUGUAAUAGCAAGUAGGACAGGAUUUACCAUAUUAUCUCCCUGGCCUAAGCAUACUGUAAACUGGUGAAUUGCCUUUUAAUCUUGUAACACAAGACUUCUGAUGUUACGUCAGUUAUGUUUAUUUUUAAAAUAAAUUCCUUUCGUUAACCUAUACUAUUAUAAAUAUACUUUUAAGCGAAAUUCCUGAAUCUCUAAGUAAAUGUUGUCAUGUUUUGACUUGUAUUACAGCUUAUUGGUAUAUUUUUACUUAUUCAGAUGCUAUAUUGGCCUAAUGACAUUGUUUGCGUUGUAUUAUUUUAGGCUACUUGCGGUAUACCAGAGAUUGCUUUCACAACAUUCGAAAACAUGGAAUAUGGAGGAGAAGGUUUUUUAUUUUUUUCCCCAUUCACUUGACUAUCAACAUUUAAUUUGCCCAUUCAUCUGUUUUUUAAAUCUAUUCCUUUUGCUCCAUACUUCUCUUUCGAAUAAGAUUCAGGGAUCUUGAUUUUGAAAGGAAUUUUGUUAAUGAAGGCAUUACCAUCUUUGGUUUUGUUUGGCUUCAUUAUAACUUGCGGAUUUUACCGGUUUUUUGUUGUUCGUUUCUGUAUUAUAAGCAGUUGCUAUUGCAUUGAAUUCUCUUGUUUUAAUGGUUACAUUGCUAGAAUGGGAAAAGAUUAAUGGACUGUGAAUAUAAGCAUUUGACCAUGCAAUGUAACGGAAAAAGUGAAUCCAAAAUAUGGAUUCAUUGAUGCAUGAAACCAUAUAGACAUUGUCCAAGUUCAGGGAAAAACAUUCAUGAAAUUUGGUUAUCCAUGAGGAUGGCGAAUCAAAAGGAUAGAAUUUUUAUUUGAACGUACCAUGUAUCUUAGAAAUGAAAUGUUAAAACAAAGACCUGGUUGCCCUCAAUAAGGAUCCGUAAAUGCAUGAGACUAUGCUCUAGAAUUAUGUUAUAGGCCUCUGAACAAGGUCCAACGAUGGGUUGGCAUAAGUCUUGAGGAUAGAGUCCGUAUUCAUCCUUGACCCAGACAUUCGUUAGUAGAGGACGUAAUGCUUAAAACUGAUAGUUUAUAAAUAAAGUGACCACUGAACAGAAAAUGAUGGAUGGGACUGCAACUUUUCUCUUUUAGUUUGGCUAGUUGAGAUUUGCAUGGACUAGCUUGUACAUGUUACUUGAUUUGACGUAUUCAGCUUGAUCUUGUUUUUUCUCUUGAAGUAAUGAAAUAUUAUGCCAUCCAUUUUCGUGUCAAGAAGAUGGUGGAAUUUCUUCAGAAGUUCUUUGGGAUACUUUCUUGUCUAUGAUUACUAUUUGGAGGACUGGCUAGACCGCUGAUACUUUACUUUCGCUCUAGUUAUCUCUCCUUUCUUGUUGUGUUCCUCUGAUAGAGGAUCGUUGUUUCGUCAAUGAUUCUCUGUCAUGCAUUUUGAAAGAUUCCAGUACUCAUUCUGAUUUGAAAUUGAAUCUUAAAUCUAGAUUUCGCGUUUGUGCUAGAUGCGAUUUUCUCUAUAAUCCUGAUACGUAUUUGUAUGUUGUAUUUUGGUAGGUUAUAUGAAACCAGAUGCAGAGUCGUAUAAUUGGGUUAUUCAGGCAUACACUAGGGCUGAAUCUUAUGACAGGUAAAAAGGUUAUGCAUGAAUGUAUCUAUCUAAGUUAUUCCACCAUUAAAUUCUCAUUGUUCUGUAUUUGGGGCCUUCGCUAUCUUUCUAAUCGAACUUGAAAGGUGUGGUUGUUGAGUUUAGUUGAUAUGACAACUGAGAUCUGAUCGAUGCUUAUUGCUCAGUAGAACUCGUCAUCUUGACAUGCCUUUCUGUAUGCUAAAAUUGAUAGUAUGUUAUUAUUUUCAAGUCAGAUAUUUAUUUUCGCAGAAGUGAAAUUGAAGAAAAACUUGUGUCCUCCCUACACAAUCCUACUCCCACACUUCGAGCAGGUGAUAUGCAUACAUUCACCAAUCAUGUCUUGGAUUUCCGUAUAAAACAAAAAGAGAAUACUCAAACAAGAUUUGUUCAUCACGCAAUUGCCUAUGAAAUUAAAAAAGUAAAGUCAGCGGCUCAUAUUUUAAAACGGAGGUUAUACCUUAUCUAGACAGGAAGUGAUGCUAUUGCCUUUUUAUAAAAAAGUAAAGUCAGUGGCUCACACAAUUGCCUUUUUAUGACUUCAAUUUCUGUUUUUUGUGGUACCUUCAUGCAAUGAAGCCUGAGAAAGGUUUGGCUGCUUUCAAUUAAGAUAAAGGCGCUUAAAUCCUUGUAGGUUCAUUAUCUGAAGUAUGUUCAUUCAGAUGUUGCGGAAUGACAUAAAGUAAAACCCAUAAUAAUCCUGAUACUAUUGGUAUAUUUAAACAUAUUCACCCUGUACCCCCGAAAUAAGUUAUAUCGUAAAUUAUUCCUAAGAUAUGCUCAAUAAUGCAAAAGGAGGAUAUGGUUUCAUUGUUUGCAGACAGCCAUGAUUUCUAUGGAAAAUGGAUGAGAUCACCUUGGAGCCAUAAUGUUGAUGAUGCUGUUUUAAAAAGUAAUCAUCAUCAAUUGUCGAAUACUAUUGAGGUCAAAAGCAUGCAUAAUUUUAUAUUCCGUUUUUUCAAGUUGAAUAGAACAACAAUUCAUUUUGUAAUUUUUGAAUUUCUCCUUUAAGAUUUUAUGUUCAAGACAGUUAUGUCACUGUCUGGUCCAGCCAACUUGCGAUAAAAGUAGGGGUCGGUGGUGCAACCAAAUUGCAAAAUUUCUUGGGCCAGUGGUGGAAAUACGAAUAAAUGUCCUGUACUUAUCUGUUGAUUAGUUUAUAUAGGUGAGAAAUAAAGAAAAGGGUUGUUAUGUGGAGAAAGUUUACCUGAGUAUGGAAUUGCUGUAUGUUUGUUUAUUGUUCUACUUUUAAUGGUACAAAGACAUUAUAUUUAUUUUAUUUGUCCUUUAUUUGGGUUUAAUGUCCAGAGUGCAGGAUGUCACUGAAUUACUUGGAAUGAUGGUCGAAGAUCACAGGCGUAUACAGCCCAAUGUGAAGACUUAUGCGUAAGAAAAGUUGCUUUCAGAAAAUACGUGCUUUCUUUAAGUUCAGAAUGUGGAAUUCCUUGCUUCCAACCAACAGAUAUCUUUGUAGUUCGUUGACCAAUUUAUUCUUCAAACUAGUUUUGGAGAAAUAUUCUGCGUUUCGUGAUGUCAUUUUUCUCUCAGGUUGCUGGUAGAGUGCUUUACAAAAUAUUGUGUUGUACGAGAAGCUAUCCGACAUUUUCGCGCUCUUAAAAAUUUUGAAGGCUGGACAAAGAUUUUGUAUAAUGAAGGGAAAUUUGGGGAUCCACUCUCUCUUUACCUUCGGGCCAUAUGUCGUGAAGGUAUUUUUCACCUUCUACAUUAUCUUCAUCUAGUCUUCCCUGCCUUUUGAUAUUUUUCAGUAAUAUUUAUCUUACUAACGUCUUGUUAAUACUUCGACUCCAAUAUCAUGUAAUAAAAAUUUAUCAGCAUCUAGUUAUGGACGUCUAUAUCUAGAUAAAACAAAUUCAGCCUGACCGUGGUUGAUCUGGGUGUCACAAUCAGAAUGAAAAUGAUACAUAUUCUAUGGUCAAGUGUUGUCAUUUGGAACGUGGCAUCCGUCUGUUUUCUUUGGAAUAUUGAUGAUGAAAAAGUUCAUGGUCCCUUGUGCCGGAGGAUUUAUCAUGGAAGUCUGAUAUAAUCUUCUGUUAAUAAUGGAGUCAAGGAUAAUAGUUGUGCAGCCUUUUUAUGGCCUUAUUAUGAAGGGUGUAUUAAGGAAGUGUAAGUCGGCACGUGUUAAGGUCUAUAGAGUGUUUUUGCACACAUCUUAAGGAUUAGGUUUGAACUUUGGGGACUUAAACGUGAAAGAGACAUGGCGUAGGUCAGAUAGAUGAACACGUUAAACAUUUGUGAGGUGAAACCUAAUCUUUUUAUGGAGGGACUUAUUUAAUAUGUAUCUGUAUUUAGUGGCUUUAUCUAGACACCAAUAAAUGUUUGCUCCCGUUCUCUUUACUAUUUUAGUUUGCUAUAAUUUUUUUAUGGACUUAGUUUCGUCUGAGAAAGUUGUUUUAUUAUCAGGACGAGCUGUUGACUUGCUUGAAGCCUUAGAAGCAAUGGCUAAGGAAAAUCAACCAAUUCCACCUCGUGCAAUGAUAUUGAACAGAAAGUACCGUUCAUUAGUUAGUUCCUGGAUUGAACCUUUACAGGAGGAAGCAGAUCUUGGUUUUGAAAUUGAUUAUGUUGCAAGGUUUGUUCAUUUCUUAUCAUUAACUGAAUGGGUUUUGAGCUACACAAUGUACACCUUAUCCCUCAAAAUGGUUCAUGUUUUCAUUUAUUUUCAUCUCUUAAUCCAUAUUUUCAAAUCUCUUAUUGUUUCUGUCUUGUGACUGACUCACUUCCUUUUAUCUACUUAGCUUAUAGCUUUAUCUAUCUGGACACUUCCGGAUUCGGAUUAUUUUCCCCUUUUUUAUUCUUUCCUGAUCAUGAAAAGUGUGUAUUGAUCUUCCAGGGGUGGAGUUGGAUAGUGAUGUCUGCCAUUAAUCUGAGAUAGGGUGAAUGGGGUGCUGCUGCAUCAGACUUAUUCUAUGUUAUUUAUGCAUAUCUCUGAAACUUAAUUCAUGUUUUGUUUCUGCAGCACAAAACUUGAUUCAAGUUUCAUAAACACGGAUGUAUGACCAAUUUAUUUAGUAUUGAAUAUUGGGAUAUGAAGAAGUCACGUGACAUCAAUAUGGAAAUUAUAAAUUGGGAAAUGUUCAGGUGAACGGGUAGGAUAGCAUUAGAGCCAAAAUUUGAAAUGAAAACAUGCCUGUGUUGUGUUUGCACUUGUAAUCAGAUUAUCAUGAUCAUCAUUGAGUACCAUAGAAGUCAAUGAUGCUGAGCAAAGAGGGAGUGCCAAAAAAGCUUUAGAAAAAUUAUUACUUUUUUACUUGAAAAUUAAAAGUUUGCCACAAAAAUAGUUAUGGGAGAUGCAAACGAUUGUAGAAAUAAGAGUGCUUAUAAAGCAACAUUUGAGGCGUUUGUAUACUUCUGCCGAUUGACAGGAACGGUAAAAUCAGUGAACUACAUGCUAGAUUUAAGGAACUGCAAAAAUAUUAAUAAAGUUUGGUUUUAAAAUGGUCGUAUGCUUGAUGCAUUUGAAAGGAAGACAUGAUCUGGAAGGCGGAGUAUUUUACUUUUUUCAUGUUAUAUUUUUCACCUUUCGCCUUGCUCAAAUGCAGCUCUUUGAUCUCCACCAUGAUCAGUGUCCAUAUUUCAAAGAGUUUGUUUGCUUCUGACUGCUGACAACUUAUUCCCUUGUUCUUCGUGCUUUAAAGGGGAAAGAGAGUGUGCAUUUUGUAUUUCCAUACUAGGACUUUUGGUUUCUCUGGCUUCAGUUCACUCUUGAAAUGCCUUGUCUAGCUACCAUUAUUUUUUGAACUUCAUACAUCUUCUCUGUCCAUUUCUAUUUUCACAAUAAAUACCUUAUUUAUGGUAAGAAAUUAGAAAUAUUUUCAGUUGUCACUUGUCGUACAUGGUUGCUGUGAAGGUAUGUGAACACCCUCCUCCCUGAGCAGGUACAUUGCUGAAGGUGGGCUUACUGGUGAACGCAUGAGAUGGGUUCCUCGAAGAGGGAAGGCUCCCUUGGAUCCUGAUGCACUCGGAUUUGCAUAUUCAAACCCAAUAGAAACAUCAUUCAAACAACGUUGCCUAGAGGACUGGAAAAUUUACCAUCGGAAGCUUCUCAGAAUAUUUAAGAAUGAAGGACCUGCAGUCUUGGGGGAUGUAUCUCAAUAUGAUAUUAUUAGAGUUGAAGAAAGGUUAAAGAAGAUCAUCAAAGGACCUGAGCAGAAUGCUCUGAAACCCAAAGCAGCGAGUAAGAUGGUGGUCUCUGAGUUGAAAGAAGAGUUAGAAGCCCAAGGUCUACCCACAGAUGGUACUAGACAAGUCCUCUACCAGAGAGUACAGAAGGCUCGUAGGAUAAACCGUUCACGUGGUCGGCCUCUAUGGGUGCCUCCAGUUGAAGAGGAAGAGGAAGAUGUAAAUUUCCAUGUCCCUAAAAUAUACUGUUUCAUUGAGACUAACGAUUCAGUUUUUUUUUUUCUAUCGUUAUAUCUUUUGGUUUGAUGAUUUUUUUCCAUUUUAUAAUGAAAAAAAUUAGAUGUUCUUCAUCUAUUCCGUUUUAAUUAUUCCUUUUUGCAGAUUGAUGAAGAACUGGAUGAAUUAAUCUCACGGAUUAAAUUGGAAGAUGGGAAUACAGAGUUCUGGAAGCGUCGCUUUCUUGGGGAAGGUCUGAAGGAUGUACAGCAAAAGCUAUCCGAAACAGAAGAUACAGAAGUCAUAGAUAUAUUAGAUGAUCCUGAUGUGACGGAGGAUGCUCCAAAAGAACCAGAUGAUGAGGAAGCAGAAGAAGAAGAGGAGGUUGAACAGACAGAGAGUCAGACUGAUGUUAGGGUUAAGGACAAGGAUGUUGAAAGAUCUAAACCUCUUCAAAUGAUUGGAGUUCAGUUACUGAAAGAUUCUGAGCAAACAUCUUCCACAACAAGUAAAUCACAACGAAAAAUUGCCAGAGCUUCAUUCGAGGUCUGAAACGAGUCAUUUUAUUUUUGUUCGAGGGAUUUCCAUUUGAUUUUCGUGAGUUUAUCUGGACAUUUUUCUUGAUAAAUCUAAUACAAUUCAGUCCAAGUUUUGGGUUUUUCAUACUCUUCUAGGAAAGCUUUCCUUUAUCUCUAUUUUACGUUCGGAUAAUCUUUACGUCUAUUUAAAUUCUUUACUAUUUAAAGAUGCAUGGAAAUUCUUUCCGUCUAUUUUUUUGUCAUUAUAAUGAUUGAAUCCCAAACCCUCGUAAAGUCCUAAUAAACCUAAAAUUGUAUGUUCAUGCACUUUCUGAACCAUAUGGGUACUUUGUCUUUUUGCUAAUCAUUCAAAGUUAUCUCUUGCCGUUCAUCAUCAAGUUUAUGGUAGUCAUUUAUGAUCCAAUUACUGGGAAUGCUUGAAUAGUAAAAACAUAGUCAUAAUUUGUCUGUGCAGCACCUGUGAAUUAAUAAGUCAACUGCAACCUGAAUAAGCAUAAACCACUAAGUAGUGUUUAUCACGUGUUCUCCAUGAGAACUAUCUGAUAAUUUUGCCACAUCAAAACUCUCCCGAGCUAGGAUAUAUCAUGUUUAUGUGUCGUUUUCUUCAACGUCAGUUCAUUUAGAGCGGAUCAAAGUGUUUAGCCAGCUAUUUUCUUACUAUGAUUAUGAUCUGCAUACUUCUGCCUGAAGUUUUGACAUAGGAAGUGUAAUCAUGGAUGAAAAAUCUUCUUAACAAGAAGCCUGAAAAUUGUCUCAAACCAGUGACUUGCAUGUAGCUGUCUGGAGAAGUGGCAGGGAUUUUUAAUUGCUUCGUUAGGAACAAAUGUUUGAAUGUGAAAUUUAAUGGCCACUGAACGCAUGCAUUAAGGCAUGUGUUUGUUUUUGAACCUAUUAGUAUUAACGGAUGCCCUUAACUCCAAGUUUCUGUCUGGAUGAAUUGAUAUUAGGACUCCGAGAACUAGGAAUUGAUGGGACACCAUAAAGCAAUUAAAUGAUGAAAAAGUAAUCCAAGAUAGUAGAGCUUUACUCUGUUUAUUUUGUAAUAUCACAUCUAUCGUCUAACUCUUCUUACUUAUCCGGCAUUUUCCGAUGAUUUAUUAUGUUAACCAUCUCACAUUUCGAAGCAUGCCUUUCAACUUUCUUAUCUUUCUAAAGUAGUUCCUGAUUAAGAUACUUUAAUAAGCAUUUAAGACAACUAAUGCUGUAGUUAAAUAUUGCUUACUGGAGAGAAUGCGAGAAUCUUUAGAACACUCGAGUCUGCUCAGUUUUUUUUAUAUUUUUAUCUAGGAGAUGAAACUUCACAAUCCCGAUAUUGCUGAUAUAUGAUAGUCCGUUCUCCUCAAUGUCGCUGUUGUAACAUUGUCCUCUACCACCCAACCCAUCCUCUCUCACACCCCCUCAAAAAAAAGCCUACCCUGGACCGGUAUCCCCAGAUAUUCUAACGAAUACACGUUGCUCCAUCUUAGUGAGCGUAAUCGUGAUGGUAUUAAAAAAUCCUCUUCCUGCCUUGCAAAUCACCCUAUUUCAUUUCUUUUUAUCAGUAGCUUAGGCUACAAAAUGAUAUCUUCUUUUCGUUUAUUCAUAAUUAAAAUCUGCUACCUUGUUUUGAAUCAUGCCACAUCGUCGGUUGAAUAAACUCCAAGCCACGUCGUACACAGUUGGACCUCGCUCUUAUUUGCUCUAUCAUGUGGAAUCACUCUGUCGGCUCUUCAUAUUGCCUUCAGUUUCAACCACCUCUAAAGAUAUGAUUCGUCGAGCUUCAUGCAGUCUUGGAGUUUUAAUAGGCUAGAUUCUCACUUUCCUUCCAAUAUUGGGACCCUCCAUUUUCCUUUUGGCGCUUGAAAAAGAUUCCAUGGGUAACAUUAAGGAUUUUUUGCUGAUUGGACAGCUAGUCUUCAGCUUCGCCUACUGCUAAACCUUGCGACUGUCUUUAUCUUGUCUCUUGGGAUUUGACAACAAAAUAUCCGGUGAGCCAUAUUACUGGCCAACCAUACGUUCCGAUGAUCUAUAAGUUUACUUAUAAAAAGGUCUAAACUUUUCUGUUUGAGAUGCAUUUAAUAAACAAUCCAACACCCAAGUUAUCAAAAAAAAUUCCUUGGAAUUAGUGGGACCGUGUACUGAUGGUCUAGCCUAGCGGGAUGUACUCUGUAAAUUGUUUGUUUUAUGCUAUCAUAUAUUUCUGUCUAAAAAUUAUUACUUACAACACUAGUUUACUGUGUGGCACAGGAUGAUGAUGAUGAUGAUUGGUUUCCUGAGGAUGCACAUGAAGCAUUCAAGGAAAUGAGAGAGAGAAGAGUUUUUGAUGUAUCAGAUAUCUAUACCAUUGCUGACGCUUGGGGUUGGACAUGGGAGAGGGACUUAAAACAGAGGCCCCCUCAGAAAUGGUCACAAGAAUGGGAAGUAGAAUUGGCUGUGAAAAUAAUGGACAAGGCAUGUUCCUGUGCUCAUACCUUUUACUUUUGAAUCUUACCAAGUUGUCGUGCUAGUUGUUUCUUAUUAUCCUGCAGCAUAGAUGGUAAAAAAGCAUUUUAUUCAGUAUCAGUGUUUUGACUUUAUUUAUGCUUGUGCUUUUAUAUUUGUUGCUUUAUUUUUAAAUUUUUAGGCUUUUAGUUGUGCAUGCCCGGCAUGUUCAGUUAUCAGAUUCGGACAGAUUCUCGUAAACAAUGUUUUGCAGCUAUUCCUUGUGAUAAGUAAUUGACUGGGAACGGAAAAUGAUACCCUCCCAGUUUUGUUGUUAACAAACAUAUUCGGUGAAACAUAGCAACAAUGUUAUGUUUCCUCAGAUGCUGUAGAUUUUAAAUGCAUUAGCAUAUACCAGUUGGAAGAAGAAAAUGUUGGAUCUCUCUCUGGCUAUUUGACAUUGGGUCUGACAAAAAGAAUUUGUCAGACCCGACCAUUGAGAACAUCUUUCCUUCAUUCUCUUCAGCUUUUGUUUGGUGGGAAAAGAAAACCCUGAAGAGAUACUUUCUCUCUCUCUCUCUCUCUCUCUCUCUCUCUCUCUCUCUCUUACAUGGCUGUAGUGAUGCCUGUCUCAGGUGAUCGAGCUUGGUGGGACGCCGACCAUUGGGGAUUGCGCCAUGAUACUGCGUGCCGCCAUUAGAGCACCGGCUCCCUCGGCCUUCUUGGGAAUCUUGCAGAAAACCCACAGUCUUGGCUACGUCUUCGGGAGGUAAUCCACCCCCAUUUCACUGUUAUAAUAAUCUUCCAUUUUUCCUCCACAUUAAUAAAUAAAUAUAUUUAUAUAUUCGCCUCGGGCUGGUGGUGUCUUCUUUCUUCAGCCCUCUGUACGACGAGGUGAUCACCCUGUGCCUCGAUCUAGGAGAGCAAGAUGCCGCCAUCGCGAUUGUUGCGGACAUGGAGACGACCGGCAUCAAGGUCCCCGACGAAACCCUGGACCAAGUCCUCGCCGCCAAACAGGGUGGCGACGCCUCCACAGCCGGGGAUCUCACUCUACCCUGA
Messenger RNA from Spirodela intermedia, 11762 nucleotides. NCBI's taxonomy places the organism in Eukaryota, Viridiplantae, Streptophyta, Magnoliopsida, Alismatales, Araceae. The record is from the annotation of a GenBank genome assembly.